This is a messenger RNA of Danaus chrysippus (African queen), 240 nucleotides long. NCBI's taxonomy places the organism in Eukaryota, Metazoa, Arthropoda, Insecta, Lepidoptera, Nymphalidae. The record is from the annotation of a GenBank genome assembly.
AUGAAGAUUAUUGUUUUCUUCGCUCUCGUACUAUGCGUCGCUAACUUAGAUGCCCAGCCGUAUGGCUUAUACGGAGGCUUAUACGGCAUUGGUAGUAGACUCGGAAUCGGCAGCGGGCUCGGUUUGGGGCUUGGCUAUAGAAGAUAUGGCUAUGGCAUACCACGUCUGGGCUACGGAUAUAACCAUAUGGGUUUAGGAUACAACAAUCUGGGCUUAGGAUACGGUGAUUAUUAUUACUGA